GCUCUUUUAAAAAAAGAAAAAAAAAAGAUGCGUUUCGCGUUUUUGGCAAGCAACACAUGGGAAAUUAAUUCCCAAAGCCGCAAAUCCAACUACUCUUUCGGUUGAAAACCUAGUUCCAGAGCACCAGAGGUUAAGCUUAAUCGGAAGCUUAAAGGCCUUAAUUAUCAGCAAGUAUAUCUCACUUCACUCACUGAAAUCUUCAAUUUUUGAAACAUUCACAGCGACGCCCUUGGGGUUUUAGACAAUGGGAGCUGUUAAGUUGGAACUUCGUUGUCACCAAAGAAUUGAUGGAAUCUCCGUGGAUCCUGAUCCGGAUUGGAAGUUUGAUUCUCUAUUAUCAGAGCUUAAUUCAUUGGAAACGAAGCUCAACACCUCUGCAAAAGUUCCUGCACCUUUUAUCAAAGCAAGACCACGAGAUUUCUCAAAUGAAAAAAGUGCUAAUACAAGUCGUAGGCCUUUUGUAAUGCGCGUGUCCGAGGAUGAGAUGGAGGACACUGAAAGCAAGGUUGAGGAGGAUCGAAGUCUAGUGGCUGCAAAACGGUUCAAUUGUGAUAAAAUUUAUUUGAGCAACAGUGAUGAUUCUGAUUAUGAGUCGGAUCUUGAAUUCCAAUCCUACUUGGUGGGUGAAGUGGGAUCAGUAGAAGGUGCUUUGUGUGAGCUAACCCAUGAACAUAAACUUGAUGUUAAGGAGGAAAUUAGAAACAGAAUUUCUGCAUUAGAGACAGAUUUGAUGGGUCAAAGUGAAAAGUCCAGUUCUGCACUCACUCGGGUUGAGAGAUAUAGAGAAGCAAGAUGGGAAAUGGAUAGGAAACUUGAUACUCACUACCAACGCAAGAUUGCAGAAGCACUUGAUAAUCACUUGACUGCUGUCCAGCGGGACCAUGAAUUGAGAUCGCAGAUAGAAGAAAGGAAAAUAAGAAGUGAUGCAGCUUAUGAAGAAGCCAAAAGAAAGGAAAAGGCUCUUCAAGAAGAAAAACUACGCCAAGAAAAAGCUAAAGUGGAAUCCGAGGCAAGACUUAGAGCCGAGGAAGCAAAAAGAGCUGCUUUGGAAGCUGAGAGAAGAGAAGCAAAAGAAGCUGCAGAAAGGGAAGCUAUUGCAACCUCUACUAGAGUUGCUGCUAGGGUAGCACAAGAAGAAGCUGCCGGAUGCCAAAUGGAAGCCAAUUCUCAAACUUCAAAUGAAUCCAAAGGAUUUGCAUCUGAUGCAGCAAAAAAAUCGCAAUCAGCAAGUAAUGUACUCAGUGCUGCAGAAAGUGCUCUAAAUUUAGAACAGGGGAGACUACAGAAAUUUAAAGAGAUAGACGAAAGAAACCAGGCUUUGAGGUUGACUUACAAUAAGGAUUUCAGCAGCUAUGAAAGACAUAUUUCAAGGUUGAUAAAACAAAUAAGUGGGACAAAAGAGGUUGUCAGAGAAAAGUCAUGCGAUAUUAUUGAGAUUUUCAAGGAUCCUCUUUGCCCUCAAUCCAUCAGCAUUGCAGCGUUUGCAAAGAAGGUUGUCUCCCACUGUGAAAGCCCUGAUAUCGAUGCCUUUGCAUGUGGCCAUGUCAUUGUUCUUGUUACUUCACAGGUUCCACAUGCAAUGGAUCUCCUUCUAGCUGAGUUCCACAGAGCUUGCAUUUACACUGUUCCAAAGCACAUAAUGUACUCGAAGUCGACAUUUGAAUCCAAAGAGGCUUAUUACAAGGCUAUUGGAUACAAAGAAAGAGAUGGAAAGAUUGAGAGCAUCGAGGACUAUUUGGGACGGUUAGGGUCCUACAUGAAACUGUAUGGGGCUAUGAUUCAGACAGAAGUAGAGGGCGUCCGGAACGAACAUGGUCUGAAAGAAGGUUGGGCAUGGAUUGCGAGGUUCUUAAACACUCUGCCUGCCAACCGAUAUACCGCUGUUGCUCUGUGUGCGUUCCUGCAAGUGGCAGGGUUUGCUCUCUUCAGAAAAUACAAAUCUCAGUUCAUGAAGAUGCUUAGCAUCAUCUCUAACAACUUUCUGGAAGCAUUGAAAGCACGUCAAGAGCCAGGGUUAAGUUUGACCAUCGCCGAGAUCCAAUCCUACAUGGAAGACAAGAUGUUCCUCAAGGAGCCAAAGGGAAGGGGUCUGCAAGGUUCUUUGCUAUCAAGUGUUAUGGUGCCAGAGCCAGGUUACCAAGAAUCGCAUUAUCGCCCGCCACCAAAUAGAUAUUCCUACCACUAAAAUCCGAGUUUUGUCUCUUUUGUCACAGUUGGAGAGAACUCCUACAGAACGGUGUCCUCAAAAGGAUUCAUCUAUGUUAGCUAUGUGUAAUCAUCAGAAGGAUUCACUUUAUUAAUUUCCUGAAUUAUAUGCAGUUUGAUUUGCUAAUUGCUGAUUCGAAUUGAUGUAUAUUGCAUGUUAUGCUUGUAUAAUAUGUGCUGAAUUGUUAUUCAGCAAUCAUUUUCUUCA
Molecule: messenger RNA, 2413 nt
Organism: Alnus glutinosa
Lineage: Eukaryota; Viridiplantae; Streptophyta; Magnoliopsida; Fagales; Betulaceae
Product: mRNA export factor GLE1
Exons: 15
Coding region: 245-2185 (646 amino acids)
Biological process (GO): regulation of translational initiation; poly(A)+ mRNA export from nucleus; regulation of translational termination
Cellular component (GO): cytoplasm; nuclear pore; nuclear pore cytoplasmic filaments
Molecular function (GO): translation initiation factor binding; inositol hexakisphosphate binding; phospholipid binding
Source: RefSeq, a predicted model, not a curated record